ACACCAAAAAGAAACUUGACUGUACUUUUUUUGUUUGCAUAUUUUAAAUAAAAAAAAGUGUAAAAACAUAAUUAAAAAGGCUUAUUAUAACCAGAUCUAGAUAUUUAUUAUCAUAAACCUAACAUUAUUUAGCUUAAUAACUAACUAAAUUGUCAAUAAACAGUCUAGUCAGGCAACGCUCUCAGUUUCCAAAUUAACCAAAUUUGAAGCUAUUGAAAUUAAUUUGGUAAAGUAACAAUGAAUGCCCCAAACUCUGUAAUCGACCAACGCAUGGAGGCAGAGCGUAUCUACGGCUGGAUCACUGAUUUGUGUAGCUCGGAAGGUCGUCUGGUGGCCAUGCUGGAGCUCAGUGAGAGACGCAGCCAAGUUGAAAGCCUGGGACAUUUGCUUUGGCACUCCUUUGGAGCUGUAGCUGGACUGCUACAGGAGAUCAUGUCCAUCUAUCCUUCAGUAUUGACCAACGUUCUAAGCUACCAGGAGUCACAGCGCAUUUGCGCCGCCAUCGGACUCUUUCAGGCCAUGGCCUCCGACCGCUGCAUUGCCCUCCAACUGAUACGCUGCGAGUUCAUGAGCUACCUGAUGCCGAUGCUAAGGUUGACGCCUCAAACCCGGUCCGUGGAGCAUGUGCGUCUCUCUGUGCUGGGCGUGGUUUGUGGACUUUUGAAAUCGGAUCACAAGGAAGUUGUGACCUACUUUCUGGGCACAGAUCUUAUGCCCCAUGUCCUGCAUAAUCUGGAAUUAGGCUCCAGCAUGAGCAAGGUGCUCUGCGCCUUUGCCCUAUUCCGCAUCUUGGAGAACGAAGUUGGCCUAAGCUUUGUUGGCAAUACGAUGGCCAGAAAGAUGCAUUUGAUUCACACUCUGGCCAGAGUGGUUCAUCAACUGACGCUGGAGAUGGAGCCGCGUGUUUUGAAGCAUGUGGUUAGGUCCUAUUUCCGUUUAGCCGAUCAUCCGCAGUGCCUGGUGCUGAUCCUUAAGCAUUUGCCGCCGCAGCUUCGCAAUGGGUACUUUUGCAAGGAGAAACUGCCAGGAUAUGAGAAUGCUAAUAUGGAACUGGCCAAACUUAGCUGCAAGUUGGCCAACAAGGAGGCUCAAAUCUAUAAGGGCAAGGAAUAAAGUGCUUCCUGAAUAUAAUUGACGUACCAAUUUACACAUCGGCAAUUUACCUCUCACACCGAAUUUUUCUGUUACCAAUAUAUAUGUAUAUAUGGCCGGCAACCCCAUGAUAUGUUAUCUGGUGGCCCCGGCAUCAACAUGUAAAUUGCAUUACCCUC
Drosophila kikkawai is the source of this 1271-nucleotide messenger RNA. It is a transcript of the gene Pos, whose product is annotated as Poseidon. Gene Ontology annotation, cellular component: CCR4-NOT complex; P-body; CCR4-NOT core complex. Gene Ontology annotation, biological process: negative regulation of translation; mRNA catabolic process. The record is from RefSeq and is a predicted model, not a curated record. NCBI's taxonomy places the organism in Eukaryota, Metazoa, Arthropoda, Insecta, Diptera, Drosophilidae.